AUGGAUGAAAUUGAAAUUCCUCCAUAUUUUCUAUGUCCAAUUUCAUUUCAAAUCAUGAAAGAUCCUGUAACAACAGUAACAGGCAUAACAUACGACAGACAAAGCAUAGAAAAAUGGUUACUUACGGCCAAGAUUUGUGUUUGUCCUGUAACAAACCAAGCACUACCUAGAAGCAAAGAGUUUUUGACUCCAAAUCAUACACUUCAAAGGCUAAUCAAAGCAUGGAUUUCGUCAAAUGAAGCCAAAGAUGUUGAUGAUCAAGUUCCAUCUCCGAAAUAUUCUCUCGAUAGAAUCCAUCUUCAGAAGCUUGUUAAGAAUCUUGAGGUUCCUAGUUGCUUUCGGACCACAAUGGAGAAGAUUCAUGAUCUUGCUAAACAAAGUGAGAGAAAUAGAACGUGCAUGGUUGAAGUAGGUGUAACCAAGGCUAUGGUUAUGGUGAUUAGGAAGAGUUUCAAACAAGGUAACACUAUUUGUUUAGAAGAAGGUUUGAAAACUAUUAGUCUUUUGUGGCAUGAAGCGAUGGUUAAGAACAUGAUCAAGCCUUUGGUUGGAGGAAACAUGGAGUUCAUCAACUCUUUGGCUUGGAUUUUGAAAAUUUACAUUGAUAACAACGAUGUGAAAAUGGUAAAUGAAGUUAUGACAUUAAUGAAGUUGACAAUUGACAUUGUAGAUUCAUCUCUUAUAGGUAAUUUAAACAUUGAAUUCUUUAGACAAAUUGUGAGAGUACUUCAAAAGCGGGGGUUAUUCUCUAAACAAACGAUUAAAUCAGCGUUACAUGUUCUUAUUAGCACAUCCUCGUUAGGUAAAAACCGAACGAGGAUUGUGGAAGCUGGUGGAGUAAGUGAACUCAUUGAAAUCGAGCUUGAAAACCCGAAGAAGAGUGUGACCGAGCUUAUAUUCAACCUUUUGGCACAUUUGUGUUUAAGCGCGGAAGGAAGAGAACAAUUUUUGAGGCAUGCGGCGGGUAUAGCGAUGCUUACUAAAAGGAUUUUGAGGGUUUCCGCAGCAACCGAUGACCUAGCGAUUCAAGUAAUUUCAGUGAUUGCGAAGUAUGCAUCUUCUAAAGAUAUUUUAGAGAUGUUGAGGGUUGGAGCGGUUUCAAAGCUUUGCAUGGUAAUGCAGGCAGAUUGUGCUUCUUAUUUGAAAGAGAAAGCAAGAGACAUACUUAGGUUACACUCCACUUCAUGGAAUAAUUCUCCUUGUAUACAAGUGUAUUUUUUAACUAGGAACCAAAGGUGA
Vicia faba (fava bean) is the source of this 1239-nucleotide messenger RNA. The record is from the annotation of a GenBank genome assembly. NCBI's taxonomy places the organism in Eukaryota, Viridiplantae, Streptophyta, Magnoliopsida, Fabales, Fabaceae.